UACUUGAUCACAAAUUUCAGUGACUUUCAACUUGCAUGUUUGGGAAGUUUCUUUCUACAUGAAAGUGUGUUCUUCUUAUCUGGACUUCCUUUUGUAUGGAUCGAGAGGGCAGGUUGGUUGAGCAAGUACAAGAUUCAGGUCGGCAGUUGACGAGAUUCGUGGUUUAUCUUUAUGUUUUAGAUUCCUCCUUUUGUUCCGCUUGAUAUAAAUUUUAUCUCUUAUUUUUCGUUUACUUUUCUUAACAAAUUUUAGCAAGUUGUAUAUGGAAUUACAUCAUUCUUAACUUAGUGCAUGUUUGGAAUCACGGUGGCGCCACAAGUUUGACGAAAUCACGGUGACGUUAUGAUUUUGGUGAAGCUUCAGAGUGUAACUUCUGCCGAUAUUGAUAUAUUUACCACCAAUCCAAACAUGCGAAAAAUAAUAGUGCUGCAGCACAGGAUAGAUGUAUUGUUCGCUUGUUGCUAUAUCAUUUUGGUGUCAAUCUACCUGUUAUGAUUUUUUCAUAUCCCGUCUUCAGAUACAUGGGCAUGCGGAGUAGUCUUCCCCUACCGUCCUGGAACGUAAUUCUAACUCAAAUAAUCUUUUACUUCAUUUUGGAGGAUUUCAUAUUCUAUUGGGGACAUAGGAUAUUGCACACAAAAUGGUUAUACAAGCAUGUACACAGUGUACAUCAUGAGUAUGCUACACCAUUUGGACUUACAUCGGAAUAUGCCCACCCUGCUGAAAUACUUUUCCUUGGAUUUGCAACAAUUUUCGGUCCUGCGAUCACUGGGCCCCACUUGAUAACUUUGUGGUUAUGGAUGGUUCUGAGAGUCCUAGAGACAGUUGAGGCGCAUAGCGGUUACCAUUUUCCAUGGAGUCCCUCAAACUUCUUUCCAUUAUAUGGCGGAUCUGAUUUCCACGACUAUCAUCACCGUUUGCUUUACACCAAGUCGGGAAACUAUUCAUCAACUUUCACUUACAUGGACCUGAUAUUUGGAACUGAUGUAGGGUACAGAAAGUUAAAAGCAUUGAAGAACACAAGAGUUGAAGACAGUAGUGACCAAAAGAAACUGUUGUAGCUUGGUCUUGUUAACAAAGUGAGUGUUGAAGGCUUUUAUGAACAUCCAUGCUUGUUAUUAAAAAAACUUUCAAUUUUGUGAUACCUCUCUAGUGCUCGUCUAAUAUUCUUAAUGUCAUGAAUGUUAUUUGUUGAUAUAAACCCACUUGGACUUGAUAUUACAAUUUGGAUAAAUGAAUGUAAUUAUUUCUCUUA
Molecule: messenger RNA, 1255 nt
Organism: Cicer arietinum (chickpea)
Lineage: Eukaryota; Viridiplantae; Streptophyta; Magnoliopsida; Fabales; Fabaceae
Product: methylsterol monooxygenase 2-2-like
Biological process (GO): lipid biosynthetic process
Molecular function (GO): iron ion binding; oxidoreductase activity
Source: RefSeq, a predicted model, not a curated record